Molecule: messenger RNA, 936 nt
Organism: Malania oleifera
Lineage: Eukaryota; Viridiplantae; Streptophyta; Magnoliopsida; Santalales; Ximeniaceae
Product: large ribosomal subunit protein eL14z
Exons: 4
Coding region: 133-558 (141 amino acids)
Biological process (GO): translation; ribosomal large subunit biogenesis
Cellular component (GO): cytosolic large ribosomal subunit; ribosome
Molecular function (GO): RNA binding; structural constituent of ribosome
Source: RefSeq, a predicted model, not a curated record
AAAAAACCCUAGAUCGGACGGUCCACAAAACACUAUAAAACGAGCCUAAAAAUUCCCAUCCCAGCCCUCCCGUCAUUUUCUUUUCCUAAGCUCUCUGCUUCUCACAAGUCAUUACUCUGUAAACCCUAAAAAAUGCCGUUUAAGCGGUACGUUGAGAUCGGAAGGGUCGCUCUUGUGAACUACGGGAAGGAAUAUGGAAAACUCGUCGUUAUCGUCGACGUUAUCGAUCAAAAUCGAGCGCUUGUUGAUGCCCCUGAUAUGGUGAGAUGCCAAAUGAAUUUUAAGAGGCUUUCCCUCACAGAUAUUAAAAUUGACAUCAAGAGGGUCCCAAAGAAGAAGACACUGAUCAACGCAAUGGAGGCUGCUGAUGUUAAGAACAAGUGGGAGAAUAGCUCUUGGGGCAGGAAGCUGAUUGUUCAGAAGAGGAGAGCUUCCCUUAAUGACUUCGAUAGGUUUAAGCUGAUGUUGGCAAAGAUCAAGGUGUAUUUCAGUGUUUUAUGUUGCUUCUUGCUUCUGUUCAAUCGUUGCAUACUAAUAUUUUUAAGUUGUAUGACUUAAUGCUUUUCUAUAUAAAUUGUAGGUGAUAGACUAUGAUAGAUUGGGGUAGAGUUUCUGUGUUUUUCAUUUUUUUUUUUUUGCCUUUUCUUCGUUGAGCAUAUACGCUUUACAAAGCCUAAUAGACUGUAAAUGUGGAUAUGCAGAGGGCUGGAGUGGUCAGGCAGGAACUUGGAAAGCUGAAAAAACAGAACGCAUCCUAAUCAUUUUUUUGUUGGGUUUCUAUUUUUGUUAUGAUUAUCAGCAAGCUGUAUUUCUUGGCUUUUUAUCUAUUUUGGUUUUCAGGGUCGAAAAUUUAAGAGCAGUUUAAUGAGACAUUUGUAUUCUAUGGCUGGACCUCAUAUCCAUUGUUUAGUUAUUGGGAAGCCUUUUAUUGUGGCA